Messenger RNA from Oryzias latipes (Japanese medaka), 1692 nucleotides. It is a transcript of the gene hnrnpca, whose product is annotated as heterogeneous nuclear ribonucleoprotein C a. The record is from RefSeq and is a predicted model, not a curated record. Gene Ontology annotation, cellular component: nucleus. Lineage: Eukaryota; Metazoa; Chordata; Actinopteri; Beloniformes; Adrianichthyidae. Gene Ontology annotation, molecular function: RNA binding.
CCCUGUGAUUGAAAACAAGCAGCUUUGCAGCAUUGUCAGAUCCGUUAGCCGCUUUGCUAGAAGAACGCUAGCUCACUGCUCAGGGGGGCGAACCGCUUGCGCACCAAAGGACGACCUAAAUUUCAAAUUGACACAUUUUAAAGAAAGCAAGACAUUUUACUCGUUAAGGUCGUGUAUAAAUCGAGAGGGGCGAAGGUAAAGGUCAAGACACCAGCCCAAACUGAGCCCAGCCCCAGUGUCAAACGUCAGACGACAGCCCUGCACACAGACGCUAUGGAUCGCUCAUCCUCAGCCUCCAGCCUGAUGUCCAGCAGCAAUGUCACCAACAAAACCGACCCGCGCUCGCUCAACUCGCGGGUCUUUAUCGGCAACCUCAACACGCUGCUGGUCACCAAAACGGACGUGGAGGCCAUCUUCUCCAAAUACGGCAAAAUCGUAGGCUGCUCUGUCCACAAGGGCUAUGCGUUCGUUCAGUACGCCAACGAGAGAAACGCCCGGGCGGCGGUCGCUGGGGAGGACGGGAGGAUGAUCGUCGGCCAAGUUCUCGAUGUGGCAAUGUGUGCCUCAGACAUCAACCUGGCUGGAGAGCCCAAACCGCACCGAUCAAAAACCACCAAGCGUUCUGCUGGUGACAUGUACAGUAGCAGCUCCUCGUUUGACCUCGAUUAUGAUUUUCAGAGAGAUUAUUAUGACAGAAUGUAUUCCUACCCGUCCCGUGUCCCUGCGCCGCCGCCUCCUCUGUCCCGAGCCGUGAUCCCGUCCAAACGCCCGCGGGUCAGCCUGAGCGGAGGAAGCAGCCGGCGAACCAAGAGCAGCUUCUCCUCUUCCUCCAAAAGCAGUCAGAGGACUUCAUCCUCCAGAACGAUGCGAGCAGAUGAGCUGCAGACCAUCAAACGCGAGUUAACUCAAAUUAAAAGCAAAGUAGAUGACCUGCUGGAGAGCCUGGAACGCAUGGAGAAGGACCACUGCAAGAAGUCCGAAGCUAAGAGCAUAAAACCCGAGCCAGGAGAGGUGACCUCCCCUCCACACUCCAGCAGCAAGAAGGGCGACGGGCUGAAGAGAGAGCGCGAGAGCCAGGACAUGAACGACUCGGACGAAGAAGAGGAGGAGGAAGACGAGGGAGACCUGCUUGAGGAAGAAGAGGUAAAAAGCCAAGAAAGGGAGGAAGAGGAGGAAGACGAAGAGGAGGAGGAGGAGGAAGAAGAAGGAGAGCACGUGGAAGGAGACGACGACGAUGCUGACAGUUUGAAUGGCGAUGAGGAUUCGUAGACUGCUCCCUCGCAUCUUCCCGUCGGAGCACAGACUCCUUUUUAACACUCUACAAACGCAAUGAAGAUAGAAACUAAGACGUCAAACACAAGCAUGGUGCACUGCUGUCACAUUGUCCCUCUAUAUUCCUUAUUUUCUGUUUGGUUCUCAAGUGUUACUGUAACAGAACUAGCUAGCUAUACAUUUGCGUUUUUAUAGGAACAUGGACUGGUAAUGUUCUCAGAGAAGACAACUCGAUGGACAUGUCUUAAUGCGAGGACGGCAGUUCAACCAACAAGACCGUUUUUAGCUUCUAUGUAGUUGGGUUUACCUUAGUUGUGAAUUGAUUUGACCUUUUGUGUCUGUAUGUUAUCGUCUGUUAUUUUUUAAAAUUUUUCUGUUUAACUGUUAAGAAAUAAAUUGCAAUAAAAUAUAAAAUAUGCA